UUAUUGUCCCUUUAAACUAGAUUCCAAGUGUCCAGUUUUUUUUGAUUAUUUACAUUUUGUACAAAGUUAGAAACAAUGAUAGAAUUGUGUUAUUUUAUUUUCAGUCAGUAUAUAUUAACAUGGUGUUCUACAGGUUUAUAUAUAUUUGAUACUAUCAAUGUUAAAGUUAUAUUAUGGUGCUCAGAUAUUAAAGAUAUAGAGGAUGUUUCUGUGUAUGGUAAUGAAAUCUACAUAUUUCAUCAAAAUCAAAAUAUUACCCAUCUUCAUUUGUUAAAGUUAGAAACUUGUAUCUCUCAGUUAGUUAGCAGAAGACACUCACUUUUGGCCGGAUUGGUUCUAAUAAAUUUUAAGCAAAAUAAUCUUGAAUAUAUAUCGAAAAACCUACCUUUAAAAACUUUGCAAAAUAUAAUAGAAAGUGUGAAAAAGUUUGAUGAUACAACAUUGGUUGCCAGUUUGGUGGAUUUGCAGGAACUAAUGAUGAAUUCUCCGUCUAUUCCGAAUCAGGACAAAUUAAGUGAAACAAAUGAUGCUAAUCAGUCAAUUAGUGAAACAAGCAGUAUCUCAUCAUUGGAUGCAGCUGUAAACAGUGACUUACAUGUAACAUCAAUGGACGUCAAUAAAUUGGACAAAUCCAGCAAAUCUGAAAUAGUAACUGAAGCCUUGAUGGUAUCGUCUGGAGCAAUUGUUAAGGAACAGCAAGAUAAAGGCGUUAACUCUAAUACUCAAAUCAAAGAUAAACUGUUGAAUAAUCAAAGCACUGAUAAUUCUAUUUCUCAAAAAGGAUAUAUACAAAAGGCAUCAAAUACUCCCAGUGUAAGUGGCGUUAACAAGUCUUCGGAUCAAAUAAAAGAUGUCCAGAAUGUCAACUCUGAUAGAAACACAAAUCUUCAUAGUCAAAGUAGUGAACAUUCAGCUACUGCACCAGAUAAAGAUGAUAAAAAGCCACAAAUUAAGGAACAUGAUUUAAAUAAAUUGGUACUUGAAAACAUUGGUGAUACUAUUCAAAAUAUUCAAAGUGAAUUAGAUGUUGAAAAACCUGAAGAUGAUUUAGAUACUGAAAGUAGAAAUAAACCCCAGGUAACUAGAGAAGAUAUUACUCUAAAUACUGAAUCAUUUGUUCACAAUAAUAACUCGGAAACAAGUAUUAAACAUGGACAGGAAGAUUUCCACAAAACAAUUGAAACUUCAGUGGACAACAGAAAAGUUACUGAAACCGUAAAUGAGACUAAUGUGGUUAAAAUCAUAUCAGCUGAUAUUUUACCAUCUGAACAAAAACAAGCCACAGAUCAUCUGAACAGUGCUGGUGAUAGUAGAACUACAGUAGAGCAGACGGAAUCUGUAUUGACAAAAAGUAAAGAUGAAGAAUCUAAGGGAGGGCAGGGAGCUACUAAUGAACAUCUUGCUUUACAGCAGACAGACAUUGGAAUAUCUAAAUAUCCGUCUGUUGCUAAAAAAGCCACAGAUCCACAGCCAAUUUUACAAGCAGUUGAUCAACCAAUGAGAAAAAAUAUUAGACGACGAAAAGUCAUGGAAAUAGAUUUAACACAACCACAAAAUACAGGCAGUUCUAAAUCCAGACUGAGAAAGAAAGAAUUUAAAACCAAUAGAUCGAUGAGCAUACCUGUAAUAGAUGACAAUAGCAGAAGUCAAGGUAAACUAAAAAUAAAAGAAAGAGACACGGUUUCUCUUGGCAGUAUAGAAGAUAUUACAAAUGAAGAGAAGACAUUAGAAGCUGACAACAUAUCUGUAAAAAGUACUGAGGAAUUGUCUUCUGCUCCAAGAGAAGUUGAAAUUGUUCCGCCCUUGAUUAAGAGAUUAUCUCUCAGUGGAUUAACUUCUAAUUCAGACGAAUUGAUUCAGACGUUUGGUAGAGAAUCCUCACCAAAUGAAAGUCCAUCAAAGCGGUCUAGUAAUAGUCCUGUUGGAGGGUUGUCACAGUCCCCUAGAGUAUCUUUAUCAGCUGUCAAAGAUAGUUUAGCAAUGAAAAUAAAGAAAGGUAAAACAUUUAUUAAGAUUAUGAAAGAUAAAAGCUCCUUGUCUAAAUCACCAAAUGUCUUUGAUCAAAACCUACAUAAUGUUGUCGUGGAAACUGAGGAGAUAAGCAGUUCCAUAGAAAAAAUAGUGGAAGCCAAGAAAAUAACAGCAGCGACAGAAAAACUAGCAGAUGUGAAAAAACAACCUACAACUGAUAUAUCAGAACUGGAAACCAUGACAACCAGAACUAAUGCCAAACUAAAAGAUGUGGAAGUCAUACUGAAUCCGAGAGAAUUAAAGAAAACUUUAGAGGCCUGGGUUACAACCUUAAAUUCCACCCUACAAAGAUUACACAAUGAAUUAGAUUUGAAAGCAAGAAAAGAAAAUGGAACCUCAGAGCAAACGGAAAAUAUUGAAGAGAGUGAGAAAACUGUGAGAGUUCCUGAAAAUAUGGAUUCUAAUGAACAUCAGACAAGCAGUGAGGACGAAGGAAAUGGAUCAGAUUUGGAGAUAAAUGAGGAAAACAGUGAGGAGAAUGAAAUCCAUGCCAGGUUUUCUGAAUCACUUGAAGAUAACUCAGUUACAAAUGAAGAUAAUUCUGAAAUAUUUGUAGAAAAUUCCGAGUCGGAUGUAGAUUUGGAAGAGAAUGUAGAUAAUUCUAGAACUUUAGAAAAAUUAGAAAUGUGGUUGAAUAAAACCGAUAAAGAGGUAGAUAAAACUAAGCAUCAAACAAUAGAAAGCUCAUCUGGUAAUACCAAAGAUAGAAAAAUAGAUAAUCAGUUACAUAGCAGCUCUGAUAAUUGCGACUGCUCAGGGAGUCCAAAAUGUCAGACCCAAUAUAACAUAUCAGAUCCUUUUAAUUUAGAUUCCGAACUUUUCACUCAGGUUUCUGAACUAACAUUGUUGUGUUUCCAAAGUUGUAUCCAUGGUAACAUAUCCAAAUUUAUUCGUCCUAAUUCUAAAGAUUGUGAUAAUUGGAAGGAUAGUAAAAACAUUGAUUGUGAUAAUGUAGAUAAUAAGAUUGAUAUCGGUAGUGUAGAUAAUGAGAUUGAUAUCGGUAGUGUAGAUAAUAAGAUUGAUAUCAGUAGUGUAGAUAAUGAGAUUGAUAUCGUUAGUGUAGAUAAUGAACAGAAAUCAAGUUUUUAUAGUGAAAUAAAUAACUGUGAUAUUGACAAUGGUGAUGAGAAUAUUUGUGAUUUAGAUAGUAUCAAACAAACCAACAGUAUUACUAGCAAUGAUGGCAAACUAUUUAAUAAGAAUCCUGUAAGAAGUUGUGAUAACAGUGUAGAAAAUGAUAAACUUCCAAAUAAGAGUUGUGAUAGUAAUGUAGAUAGUAACCAUGUCAUUGCUAAUGUAGAAAAUUCAACAUGCAGACAUUGUGAUAUCAGUGACACUUGUACAAUAUGUCAAGAAAAGGAGUCAAAUGCUAUGAGCAGUAUACACGAUGACCAGUCUUUAGGUGAACAAUCAAAGAAUGAUACUGCAUCAAGUCUUAAUGUUAGUGAUCUAGAACAUUUAGACAAAGAAUUGGCCCAGUUUGUUGAAUGUUAUUUUUGUUUUUUAUCAACCAAAGAUAUCCGAAAGUUUUUGAUGAAUCAGGAUGGUAUUUUAUAUGAAACAUGGCUGGCAUUAAUCCAUUGUUGUCAAGAGUUAGGUAAAGGAGAUCCCAUAACAUUUUAUCUCAGUAAACAAGAUGUCAAUAGUGCCUUAGAUCAUUUAAGAUCAGGAAUACUCAGAAAUAAAGAUGCCUUUCUUGGUCAUUUUUCAAGUAUUUUUGCUACAAGUCCUUAUAAAUGUUGUGAAUUUGGUAUGGAUGUUCCAGACUAUGUAUCGUCAUUAGACAUUUUAAACCUAUGUAGAUAUCAUGAGAAACCUACACAACAAUACUUUAUUAAAUAUAUCAUGUUACGAUAUAAUAAUUCACCAGAAUACAUGAGAUUACAGACAUUACAAUCAAUCUGUCAUCAUUCUCACGUAAAGUUAGAAUUUUUAAAUUGUUUGAUGACUAGAAUAGAUCAAGUAGAAAUUAACAGUCCUUGUCCAGGAAGCCAUCUAAUUAAAUGGCCACAUCAAAAGAUGAUAAAUAAUGUACUUAAUUUGAUCAAAGCAGAAGAAGAAGUACAAGCUUUAAAAGUUUGUAAAAAACAUGGAUAUUGGUUUGGAUGUAUUAAGUUAUUAGAGAAGAGAAAGGAAUGGAAAGAUAUAUUAAUAUUAAUUUGUCAGUUGGGAGAUAAAGAUUUACUUUCAUCUUUACAUCCAUAUGGUUACUGUCCACAAGAUUUUGAUGAAUGGGGAUUUUUGUUAAAUGAGUUUAAAUCUAUGACAAAAGAAAAACCUAAACCACCAGUUCCAGAUUUUAAAUGGACCCUUACUUGGGAAAAUCUGGCUUUUCUAUUAGUGGAUAAUCUGGGUUCUCAGAUGGCAUUAUCAAUGUUGCAAGACCUAGAUCUACAAGAUGGUACAUUAUCCAAUGAUUUCUACCAAAAAUGUAUUUUGAAGGCCAUUACUCAAAAACAACAAAGUCAUGUGAUGCACAAUAUGUUGGAGAAAAUUAAUACAUAUCUUUGGUCCAAAAAGCCCAACCAUGUAGCGCCACAGCUCCAUUAUGCUGUGUCUUUAGAGAAAUAUAGUAAUCUAUCUUCUACAGAGUCGGAUUCUUCUACAUACCAAACACAUUUUUCCAGAUUGUCGUCUGCUGGGACCACCAUUGUACCUGGUCUAGAAGAUGCUGAAUGUCAUUGGGGUAUACAAUCAGAUAUACGAAGAGAUUGUCCGUGUUGUGGUCAAAGGUUAACUUGUACUGUAUCUCACAUGGAACCUGGUGUUAUAAUAUAUAAUUGUGGUCACGCUUUCCACAAAUUUUGUGUUUUUAAACAAGAGUGUCCAUUAUGUUAGAUCCUACGAGAGAGAAUGUAAUAUUCAGCAUGUUUGUAUUGGAAUGAUUAUAAAUAUAAACAACAAUUUCUGUUGUUUAUAACAAGAACUAGUCAUUAUAAUUAUUAUGAUCUCACAAAUAGUGGAGCUGUUUAACCAUACAUUAUACAAGAGCUAAAUCUGCCUGUUGCAGGUCUUCCUUUAGGCCUAAAAUGUUAUAUAAACUAUUAAUUAGACAUUUAUUAACAAAACAAGACCAUAAUCAACUCUCGAUGCCAUCGGAUAUCUCCGAUAUCAAGUAGAUUAGAACGGUUCAGUCAUAUUUCGAUUUAAUUUAGAACGGUUCAGUCAUAUUUCGAUUUAAUUUAAAAAUGGAGGAGCGAGACUUAGCUUCGAACAACCAGUACGUCUUGUCAAACAUUCAAAGGCUAAUACCUUCACUCACAAUAUAGUAAUUUGAAUGAAAUUUGAAAAUUAUUCAUUUUACAUUAUCUAUUUUAGAACUGUUAUAGCGAGAAUGGCUAGCUCUUUAUGUAAAUCUAAGAUAACAUAUCUUUAACAGCAUUCGAUUUAUAGCCUUUUUUAUAGUCUCAUUUAUUUAAGACUAACAUGUGAUUAUUAUUACAGUAGAAUCUGUAUGAGCAGCCACUCCUAUUCAGCGACAUCUCCUUGUAAGCCGUCACGAUAAAUUCCCCCCUUAAAAAUUCCAUUGUUUCAUCUCUUUAUUCAACGGUCACUCCUCUAACACGGCCAGCGGUCAUUAUUUUACUAAUAAAUUUAACAAAACAUCGCCCAUUCAACGGCCAUCGUUGAAUGACACCAACUUGUCGUUCUUCAUAACACCUACGCUAAUCCCGUGAGUAGUAGUUAAUUAACUGGACCCCCACUGAUCAGGUAAAAAGAAAUGAUUUUUGUUCAUGUGCUUUUUUGAUAAAAUAAAAUUAAUUCAUCGAUUUUCUUCCCAAUAUGGAUAAACAUUAUCAAAUGCAUCACAAUGGUAGACAGUAGUAUCGAAGGUUGGUACAAAAUGACAAGUUUACAGAAGUUACGUCCGAGAUUUGAGCAAAGAAUUUUCGUUCGGUGCAAGAUUCAGCGACCGUCAAAUUUACCGAUGCAAGUAUUGAUGUUUGCUUCCAAUGCAUCCAAGCGUAAUAUUUAAUUGAUGUCAGCACAAAAAGCACCGAGAUUUUAUUAAGAGGCCACUCCCGUUCAGGGGUCAGUCUUGAAAAUUCCCUUGGGUGGCUGCUUAAUGCAGAUUCUACUGUAUGUGUACAAUGCAAGGGAGGAGACAUUUUCAAUGACAGUGCAAUUUCCACUUGUGCAGAUAAAAAAAACAAGGUUUAUUAUAUUAGAUUUUCUUACAAAAUAAGAUCAACCACAUCUACGCAAGAGAGACACAGUCUUUUCAUUUUACAUUUUGCUAUAAAGAUAAGAAGUUUUGUUUAGAUAAGAAGUUGUGUUAUCUAGACGAUGAUGAUGAUGAGUUAGUUGUAUUUUACGUCCGCUUCCACCGAGGUGAUAUCGCAGACAAGUUAUCUAGACGUUUAAUUUGCCUUUUUGACUUGUGUACACAGAUUUUUAAAGUUUAUCGUCUUUUUCUCCAAAAUGCUUAUGUUUUAAGUAUUCUUAUUUUGUCCUCAUACAAAGUAUUAUUUAACACAAAUUAUUAAAGUCCCAAUGCGCCAUUGGCUUUUGAGGAUAAAAUGUAAAGUUUCUCACGGCUUAAUCCACGCUAUUAUGUACUUAGAUUGAUUAUUUAACAAUUGAUUUAGAAAACAAAAUUAGCAUAGAUCGAUGAAAUUUCAAUUGAUAUAUCUUUGUAAAUACUGAAUGGAACUGAACCAUAAUUGGACUGAUAUUCCUACCUAAUAGAGAUUUACCUUUCAUAAUAUCGUAGUUUGCAGAUGAUUCCUAUUGCUUAAAAUGGAGCAUCAGGACAUUAUGGAUUUAGUUUAGAAAAAGGCUGCACCACUUGUUUACCUAUAUUUGUAACAAAUCACACAAAUAGUUUGUUUUUUACAUUUAACUGGAUAAAUGGUUUCUAUUUCAUAUAAAAUUAUUAAAACAUCUAUAAUAUGUUAUAUAGUUUAGAAGAUAUUGUUGGUUGAACAGACCAAUCUUUUGGAAAUCGCAUAUACAUAUACGCACAGCUGUAGUUUCAAUUCAUAUCUUGAGAAAUUUUCAAUACAGUCACAUACAGACAAAUUUCUAAUAAAGAAAUGAUAUUUGCUUUUAGUCUGGCAGAAUGUGGGAGAUUUCAUAAGAAUUAUGCAUUUUGUGGUAAAAGCAUCAAAUAUUAGAUGUGGAGUGUGGGUGGACCCCCACGGUAAAGACUGGUCUAAUAAAGGCAACAUUACAAAAGAAGCUUUUAUUAUAUAUAGGCUCGUAAAGACCUAGUUUUUAUAUCAUAGAAACAUAUCAGAAGCAACUUUGCUAUUUUCAAUUAUCUUUGUAUAGUUUUAGAACACAAAAAAUGUAUAAUUAUUUGAUAAUCAUUUAUUGAAUUGCACAAUAGGAAUGUCUGCUCCCUCUAUUUUUACUUAAAGUUUGGUAAAAGAAGGCAAAAAUUACCAACUAUAUUUAUUGUUAUUAUCUUGUUUCUGUUAUGUAUUAUAUAGAUAUUUUAAUAUAACUACAAAUUUUGAUUUUUAAAGCCCCAAUGUACCAAAAGGCCGGUGAUCAAUUUCCCUCUUUAAAAAACCCCAGCAUGUCCCCCACCUAUGACACUUAUUAAUUACUUUCACAUUUAUCUACAGGAAAAUGUUCAUAUACAAACUCUGUAUUGAUGCAAUGAAACUAUUCAUCAAGUUUCAUCCUCCCACUUAUCAUGUUCCAUAGCAUGGACAAAUCAAAUUUUAUAUUUUCCCCUAAUGAAUAUCUACAUCCAAGUUUUAACAUUCUACCUCAACUACAUUCUGCCUUCCAAAAAGUUUUUUUUAGAUUGUAAGAAGUAGAUUAGAUGCCAUCUUGAGCUCCACGUUUGUGGAUAGAAGUGAAAUAUCAUUCACCAGUUGACUAGCAAUCUUAGAGAGAGACAAAAUGGCAGCACAAAAUCGGUAGAAACUAAUGUGAACUUUAGAUAGCCACAGAGAGAGAGAGAGAAAUGAGGUUUAACGUCCACUCAACACAAACUAGGUCAUUUCAGACUAACAUAUGGUUUUAAUUUUAUUUCAAUAAUUCGCUUGCGCGUAGGGGUCUUUAGCAGUGGGAGGAAACCGGAGGACCCGGAGAAAACCCACGAGGUUGGACAGGCGACCCCACUCCUUGUCACGUACAACUGGGGAUUCGAAACCACGCCAGUUGACUCAAUGACAGGUCGUAUGAUACAGCACGCACGUGCUAACCAUUCGGCCAUCCAACCCCCCUAGAUAGCCACAACUUACUUAGGAUCAAUUUUAGUAAUAGUUGGAACAUAUUUGCCUCUUAAUCUGGAAUAUUGUGCCUUUAAACCUACAUACUACGGUCAUUAUAAAUUAUGUCAUAUAGAAAAGUAAUAUACAUUUAUUAUUACUAGUAUAUAAUGUACCCUAUGUAUAUUUUCAUUAUAGUAAUAUCUAUACAUUUUAUAUGCAUGUAAUUUAUACACAACUACUCACAGGAAUAAAAAUGUAAAUGAUUGAUGAAUUUAAACAUAUAUUUAUUAUAUUGGUACUUCCAACAAAAUCAGACUUGUUUGAAUAUUAAAAAACUUGCUGUACAGCAAGUUACAACAUACAUUGGUUAGAAUGGGCCCACUAUUGACGUGGGGUCCCCAGGCAAUUUCCCAGCAUUGCCCCUUCAUUAGGAUGAACUGAAAUCAAGGUAUAUUUAUGUUAUGUUUCUUGUUGUCAGUCAAUUUAUGUGAAGAUAAAUAUCUGGUUUCCUGGUUACCUUAUGAAGACGAAUCAACAGUAAUCCAAUUAUUUGUAACCUGAAAGUUAAGAUAAUAAAAUAAUUUUUGAAAAGACCAUUAUGUGCAAUAGAAUUUCAGAUAAAAAUUUUGAAAUUUGACCAAUUUUAAUAAAUGAUAUCAAUAGUAAAAUUUUUGAUUAUUAAAAAUUGUUGAAACCAAACAA
This is a messenger RNA of Patella vulgata (common limpet), 8903 nucleotides long. RefSeq lists its product as uncharacterized. The transcript has 18 exons. Lineage: Eukaryota; Metazoa; Mollusca; Gastropoda; Patellidae. Bases 76 to 4869 code for a protein of 1597 amino acids. The record is from RefSeq and is a predicted model, not a curated record.